Molecule: messenger RNA, 2052 nt
Organism: Osmia bicornis bicornis
Lineage: Eukaryota; Metazoa; Arthropoda; Insecta; Hymenoptera; Megachilidae
Product: sodium-independent sulfate anion transporter-like
Exons: 11
Coding region: 174-1877 (567 amino acids)
Biological process (GO): transmembrane transport
Cellular component (GO): membrane
Molecular function (GO): sulfate transmembrane transporter activity
Source: RefSeq, a predicted model, not a curated record
UAAAUAGUGGCAGUUGGUGGCAGAGCGAUUGCUCGGACGCACGAGGCACCGAUGUCCCCUUUCUGUUCCGAAUCAAACUCGAUCGCGUCUUUGCACGAUGUCCGAUUGCCCUGAAUAACGAGAAAAAGUGCGGUGAAAACGUAACUGUCCUGCGGUUUAUUAUUGCGAGGAAGAUGUUGGAGAAUACCAGAAGAACUUUGGGAGCAAAAAUGGCUCGUUGCGACAAAACCGAUUGCAACGAGUACACGAAACGGAGGCUUCCAAUUUUAUCCUGGUUGACGAGUUACAAGCUCGCUUGGUUGCCACAGGACGCGUUGGCCGGCUUCACGGUCGGCCUCACAGCCAUUCCUCAGGGCAUCGCUUACGGCGUCGUCGCCGGAUUAAGUCCAGAGUAUGGGCUGUACUCUUCUUUCAUGGCGUCCUUCGUGUAUAUUGUUUUUGGUUCCUGCACCAGCAUCACCAUCGGACCCACCGCCAUCAUGGCAACGAUGACACAGUCUUUGGUAUUGAAAUACGGCUCUGAUAUAGCAGUGUUGCUUACGUUUCUGAAAGGCUGUAUCAUCACCUCGUUGGGUCUUCUUCACUUGGGUUUUCUGCUGAAUUUCAUUUCGUUACCCGUAAUCACCGGCUUCACCGUUGCCGCGUCCAUUAACAUCGCCGCUUCCCAGUUCAAAGCGCUGUUGGGGAUUCCGGGUAGAAGCGACGAUUUCAUGGAUUCCUUGAUCUCGGUGUUUAGCAAUCUGAACGAGAUCCGAUAUCAGGACACCUUGUUGGGAAUCGCGACGAUAGCGAUGUUGGUGUUGUUCAAGAAUUUACCCGGAAAACGAACUGGUAACUGGAUGCAAAAAGCCGCGUGGACCGUUACCCUCGCGCGUAACGCUUUAGUGGUCAUCGCAGGGACUGUGAUGGCAUACGUGUUCUUCAUUAACAAUCAGACACCUUUUGUGUUGACAGGAACGAUGGGGGAGGGCUUGCCACCAUUUGGACCACCGCCAUUUAUUAUCGCCGCCAACAAUAGGACGUACGAUUUGCUUGAAACGGUCACUGCUAUGGGCCCAACGUUGGCUUUCGUUCCAAUCGUAUCAGCCAUCGAGCACAUGGCUAUAGCAAAAGCUUUCGCAAAGGGUAAAUCUUUGGACGCGACACAAGAGAUGUUCGCUUUGGGGCUGUGCAACAUGUUCGGCUCUUUCGUUCGAUCGAUGCCGGUCACAGGUUCUUUCACUCGAACCGCAGUCAAUUAUUCGUCCGGGGUAAAAACGACUUUUGGAGGUCUAUUUACGGGUGGUCUAGUGUUGCUCGCAGCCGGCUUAUUGACAUCAACAUUUCGUUUCAUUCCAAAAGCCACUUUGGCCGGGGUCGUUAUAUGCGCCAUGUACUACAUGCUCGACUUCAAGGCGUACCAUGAAUUGUUCAAUGCCAGAAAAUUGGACUUUGCCUUGAUGAUGGUUACUCUGUUGUUUUCCGUUUUCCUAAAACUAGAAUGGGGCAUCAUUAUCGGUAUAAUUCUGAAUCUAAUCAUACUCUUGUAUUUUUCAACACGAUCUACCGUGCAGACUGAAACGCAACAGCUAGGGGAUAAAAUUGUGAUGCGCAUUAUACCUGAGGAAACUAUUACAUUUCCGGCGGCGGAGAACUUCCGAGCCCAUAUAAUGGAACUUUCGGAGGGCAAGUUGUCCAACGUUGUGCUCGACUGUCAGAAUUUGAAGAUGAUCGACGUAACUGUAGCAAACAAUCUGAAACUGUUGGCCAACGAUCUGCGACUUCGCGGGCAAACGAUUCGUUGCGUAAAUUGUCGCGACAACGUGCAAGCUGUAUUGAAGGCUAUCGCUCCGGACCUCCAAUGCGGAUCGUCGAAUGACGAAAAUCUAUAUCAAUAAGCCAUCUCGAUAAUUUGACCUCGCUUUCAACAUGUGUUCCAUUUCAGACUAUCAAAGCUCAUAACACCGUUUAUUGUAAAGCAACGAUUGCGUAAUACCAGCUACCUCUUACUCCUUCCAUAACAACGAGUUAUUAUAGGUAUGAAUAAAUAAAUAAUUGUAAUUUAUUUUACAA